UUAAAUUAACAAAAAAUAAUCAAGAGAGUGAUAAAUUUAUUACUUACCGUCUCCUGAAAACCGGAGAAGAAAAAACUGUUCAAUUAACAAAUGGAGAAAUCGACCCAGACCAAGGUAAGAUCUCUGACGCUAGUCCCUUAGGCAUUUCCUUAAAAGAUAAAAAGGUGGGAGAAAUUAGCGAAGUCAAAGAAAAUGAGAAGAUGAAGGAAACUUUUGUCUGCUAG
Molecule: messenger RNA, 224 nt
Organism: Entrophospora candida
Lineage: Eukaryota; Fungi; Glomeromycota; Glomeromycetes; Entrophosporales; Entrophosporaceae
Source: the annotation of a GenBank genome assembly